UGCGUCACCGCGUGUUUGCCCAGGCCGGGGGCGGCUCAGGGGGUAUAAAGCUGAGCCUGGCACAUCCCUGAGCAUCCAGCGACGCAGCCGCGAACAUGGAAAACGCUCGGCUCUGCCUGCUCUGCCUGGUGGGCUCUGGCUUCAUCCUGCUCGGCACACCGGAGCCGGUACCGGCGCCCACCCUGAGCCUGCCCGGGCAGAGCCGGGAGGAGACAGAGCUGGUGGAGGUGCUCCAGGAGGUGCUGGACAAGUUGGAGACCCGGGAGCCGCCGGCGCUGGAGAAGAGGCUGAGCUGGGUGCCCUGGUGCGAGCCCGGGGCGCCGUGCGCGGUGCGGCGCGGGGCGCGCAUCGGGAAGCUCUGCAGCUGCCCCCGCGGCACCUCCUGCAACCUCUUCAUCCUCAAGUGCUCCUGAGGGACCGGGGACACCGGCGGACAACGGGGGACACCGGCGGACAACGGGGGACACCAGCUGCCCCCCGCCUGCGCCCCGGGCAGGGGAGGGAGGGCGAGCCGCGGGCCCCCAGCCCCCUCCCCGCACCGGGAGGGAGCCGCACAGCACCCUCGGUGGCCUGGCCCGUGGGGCUGGCGGGGUCCAGGGGCACAUUAAACCAUUGGGUCCACG
Molecule: messenger RNA, 623 nt
Organism: Corvus hawaiiensis (hawaiian crow)
Lineage: Eukaryota; Metazoa; Chordata; Aves; Passeriformes; Corvidae
Product: cocaine- and amphetamine-regulated transcript protein-like
Exons: 3
Coding region: 96-413 (105 amino acids)
Biological process (GO): G protein-coupled receptor signaling pathway; cellular response to starvation; negative regulation of appetite
Molecular function (GO): neuropeptide hormone activity
Source: RefSeq, a predicted model, not a curated record